Molecule: messenger RNA, 1390 nt
Organism: Aquila chrysaetos chrysaetos
Lineage: Eukaryota; Metazoa; Chordata; Aves; Accipitriformes; Accipitridae
Product: chromodomain-helicase-DNA-binding protein 1-like
Exons: 6
Coding region: 16-843 (275 amino acids)
Source: RefSeq, a predicted model, not a curated record
CCUAGCAAUAGGACCAUGCUGGUUUCAACAUCCCAAGGCCAAUCAGAUGAUGAUUCUGGGUCAGCAUCAGCUUCUGGAUCUGGUUCAAGCUCUGGAAGCAGUAGUGAUGGAAGUAGCAGUCAAUCAUGUAGCAGUGGCUCCGAGUCUGGUUCAGAGUCAGGCAGUCAAUCAGAAUCAGAGUCUGACACAUCUAGAGAGAAGAAACAAGUUCAAGCUAAACCACCACCAAAAGUUGAUGGAUCUGAGUUUUGGAAGUCCAGUCCAACUAUACUUGCUGUGCAGAGAUCAGCAGUGCUCAAGAAGCAACAACAGCAGAAGGCAGCCUCAUCAGACAGCAGUUCAGAAGAGGAUUCAUCAAGCAGUGAAGAUUCUGCAGAUGACUCUUCCAGUGAAACCAAGAAGAAAAAACAUAGAGAUGAAGACUGGCAAAUGUCUGUGUCAGGGUCAGUAUCAGGAACUGGUUCUGAUUCUGAAUCGGAGGAAGAUAGAGAGAAAAGCAGUUGUGAAGAUAGUGAAUCUGACUAUGAGCCAAAAAACAAGGUCAAAAGCCAGAAACCUCCAAGCAGAAUUGAGCCAAAAAGCAGCAAAAAGAUUGCAGGACAGAAAAAGAGGCAGCUUGAUUCAUCAGAUGAUGAUGACUAUGACAAGAGAGGAUCUCGUCGCCAGGCAACAGUCAAUGUUAGUUACAAAGAAACUGAAGAAACCAAGACAGAUUCUGAUGACUUGUUGGAAGUUUGUGGAGAAGAUGUCCCGCAGCCUGAAGAAGAUGAAUUUGAAACUAUAGAGAAGUUUAUGGAUAGUCGAAUUGGCCGAAAAGGAGGUAUUUUUUAUCAGCAUUCUUAAGAUGCUUAAGAUGCAUUGCGGUGCAAUGUAAACAGCAGUUAUUCUCAGCUGUAGGUGACCAGUGAUGUUUGUAAAGAAUAAGUUUAAAAAUACCAGAAAGUAAUCUUAUUUUGUUUUUCAUACUCAUGUUUCUUUUGUAAGUCUUAUAAAGUAAAACAUAGAAGAACUUCAGUAACUAAUUAAUGCAAAAAGAAAAAAUGAAGUGGAAUAUAGCUCCAUAUUGCAUAAAUGCAUACCAUACUGUUAUGUCAGUAUUUGUACAUCACUAUUUGUACAGUUUAUUGAUACCUGAUAGGUAUAAACUGUAUACAGGGGGGUGGAGAAAAAGUAGACUGGAUAGGACAGCUAACCAGUAGCCUGAAUGCUGAAGGAUGAUGUUGGGAAGGCUGAACCAUUGCGAUAGUGACUUCAGUUAUUCCUGUACAAAUAGUCCCAAUACAAUGCAAUGGAUGGUGGAAUCUAAAAUUUCAGUGGUAUGCUUGCAUGUGCACUUCUAAAAGUAAUUUUAUGAAUGAUGGUAGGGGUGUCAUAUUUCCAGCAUCUGAUG